Molecule: messenger RNA, 1065 nt
Organism: Phytophthora infestans T30-4
Lineage: Eukaryota; Oomycota; Peronosporomycetes; Peronosporales; Peronosporaceae
Exons: 2
Coding region: 1-1065 (354 amino acids)
Biological process (GO): coenzyme A biosynthetic process
Molecular function (GO): dephospho-CoA kinase activity
Source: RefSeq, a predicted model, not a curated record
AUGGAAAAAAAGCUGAAGCUACCAUCGGGCGUCUUGGGCGCUCCGGUACUCUCCGGGGCCAGCACUGCGCUUGCAGUUGCCGCUGGUGUCGUGGCCGUCGUGGGGAUGGCCACAUUUCACAAGCGUGCAGCCGCGCGGGCCGACACUCACAAGAAGAACGGUAUUUGUGUCGGGCUGUUGCGCAUGCACGUGCCUCAGAAUUUUCGAGAUCUGGUGAAGAACGACGUGCUACUGGAGAAAGCAACGGAGUUCGUCUCGCAGACUCUGUUGGUAUUCGUGUCAGGUAGGAACACGCAUGAGGUGGUCAACUACGUCAGCGAGCUCUACGGCAUGGCAUGGGACGUCGCCUGUGCACUGGACAAGCCCUUCCUGGACAUUCGGAUUGUGGGCGGUGGAGUGUCUUCGAACUGCAAAACGUGGGAAGAGCUGGUGCUGCAGCCGGACUUGAACGCGGUCUUCGGUGAGGACGCUCUGGUGGACGUACAGCGCCUCAAUGCGCAGCGAUUCGAGCGUGACGGACUGUUUGCAGUCACGUAUCAUCCAUUGGCGAUGCAUGUGGAGAGGAGGCUGGCAGCCGACGUUAACUACUUUGAGAAUGAGCACGCGGACCUGACGCCACACGACCUGGUCAUCCUGGGAGGCACGUUCGACCACUUGCACAAUGGGCACAAGAAGCUGCUGUCGCUUGCUGUAAGUAUCUGUGCGAACCGCGUUCUGGUGGGUGUUACAGCAGAUAGUAUGCUGAAAAAAAAGUCACACGCAGAGUUGGUUGAGCCCCUGGAAAAGCGAAAGAGUGCGGUGCGAGACUACAUUGCAUUCCUCAAUCCGCAGAUCGUUGCGGACAUUGUGACAAUCGAAGAUCCCUUUGGUCCAGCAAUUGUCGUCCCAGAGCCAGCAGCGAUGGUUGUAUCCACCGAGACGCUUACGGGUGCUGCAAAGAUCAACGACAUUCGCGUGGGUCGUGGACUGCCAAAGCUCCGCAUUUUUGCAUGUCGCCGUACGGAGAGCAGCACCCUCAGCUCUAGUUGCAUCCGUGCAAAGAUCGCAGCAUCUCGAGAGCACUAA